UUCCGAAGCCUUUGCGCUGAACACUUACAGUUCGAAUCUGGUUUUGAACCGUGGCUGAAAAAUGAUUCAAACGGGACUUAUACAAAAUGCACACAACGACCUGCUAACUGACGCACCCUACGACUUCUACGGACUUCGACUUGCAACCGGCAGCAUUGACCAAAGAAUAAAGGUAUGGCAACUUGAUGAAAGCAAUGGAAACUGGAAGGUAGAAGAUGAUUGGAAAGCACAUGACGCUGCAAUCUCAAAAAUUUGUUGGGCCCAUCCAGAAUUUGGCACAAUCAUCGCGUCGUCUUCGUUUGAUCGAACGGUCAAGAUAUGGGAGCAGACAUCUUUUGGAUCGCAGCCUGAGGCACAAGUAAACUUGAACCUGAAUGGCGCGGGAUCUACUGCUCCCCUGCAAGCUGCAUCAGUCCCAUCAACUUCUCGUUGGGUAGAGCGAUCCACAUUGGUUGAUGCUAGAGGAACUGUGAGGGCUGUGGAAUUCUCUCCUCGACAUUUUGGAUUAAAGCUAGCAACAAUAUCUUCUGACAAUCACCUUCGAAUAUAUGAAUGUCUCGAGCAAUCCUCGCUUACGACGUGGCAACUUUCAGAAGAGGUUGAUGUUUUGGCGCUCCCUUCCACUUCCUCUCCUUCGUCUCACUCAGUCGCGUUUGCAACACCCACGCAAACCAAUGCCACUCUCGACGGUGCCUCUGCUUCCCUUGUUGCCCAGGCGCUACAACAAUCUCAAGCACCAUCAGGUCAAACCAGACCCGGUAUGGGAAAUCGAGAAGCUGAUGGUGGUUGGUGCAUAUCUUGGUGUAAAGACAGAUAUUGGGGGGAGGUUAUUGCGGCAGGAUCAGGUAUCUCGGGAGUUGUUAAAAUUAUUCAUAUGUCUCCUUCACGCCGCCCCACCACACUUUUGGCGCUUGACCCGUCACCUACACCCUACCCAUCGUCUUCUGAGGCUACUGCCACAGCUUUGGCUCCUACGUCUGACACGGAUACACCAGCACCACAUGCCAUAACUUCCGUCGCGUGGGCACCAUCUUGCGGACGCUCAUAUCAUCUUGUCGCUACUGGUGGCCGCGAUGGUCAUGUGAGGAUAUGGAGAGUAAAACCAGCUGACGAAGGCGAUGCCGAUGCGGAUGGUGAAGGAGAGGGCAGUGACCACAGAUGGACGGGGAUCGUGGUGGCUGAUUUCGAUCAUCAUAGAUCCGCUGUUGGGAGGGUCGAGUGGAAUAUAACAGGGACCGUACUGUCUUCUGCAGGGAAUGAUGGACGCAUACGCUUAUGGAAAGCAACGAUCGGUAAUGUCUGGAGGCCAGCUGGGAGUAUUGGCGUUGAACAAACUGAGGAGCAGCAGGAUAACGACGUUACGAUGGAUGAAAAUGCUGUAACUGAAUAACUAAUAUAAAGUCAGUUUGUACUAAGUAGUC
Messenger RNA from Serpula lacrymans var. lacrymans S7.9, 1421 nucleotides. RefSeq lists its product as uncharacterized. Gene Ontology annotation, molecular function: structural molecule activity; protein binding. The coding region runs from base 62 to 1390 and encodes 442 amino acids. Gene Ontology annotation, biological process: positive regulation of TORC1 signaling; cellular response to amino acid starvation. The transcript is spliced from 7 exons. Gene Ontology annotation, cellular component: nuclear pore outer ring; Seh1-associated complex. Lineage: Eukaryota; Fungi; Basidiomycota; Agaricomycetes; Boletales; Serpulaceae. The record is from RefSeq and is a predicted model, not a curated record.